Messenger RNA from Phaeoacremonium minimum UCRPA7, 2526 nucleotides. Its product is annotated as putative vacuolar protein sorting-associated protein 35 protein. Lineage: Eukaryota; Fungi; Ascomycota; Sordariomycetes; Togniniales; Togniniaceae. The transcript is spliced from 5 exons. Gene Ontology annotation, cellular component: late endosome; retromer complex; retromer, cargo-selective complex. Bases 1 to 2526 code for a protein of 841 amino acids. The record is from RefSeq and is a predicted model, not a curated record. Gene Ontology annotation, biological process: intracellular protein transport; retrograde transport, endosome to Golgi.
AUGGCGGCACCGGCCCCCCCCGAGGACCAGGCCCGUCUGCUUGAAGAUGCUCUCAUAGCCGUUCGACAGCAGACGGCACUGAUGCGCAAGUGCUUGGACACACCGGGAAAGCUCAUGGACGCUCUUAAGUGCUGUUCUACUCUGGUCUCCGAACUCCGAACGAGCAGCCUUAGCCCGAAGCAAUAUUACGAAUUGUACAUGUCUGUCUUUGAUGCGCUCCGCUAUCUCUCGGUACACCUGCGCGAAAACCACCCAGUCAAUCAUCUCGCGGACCUCUACGAGCUAGUACAAUAUGCGGGCAACAUUGUCCCCCGACUUUACUUAAUGAUCACUGUUGGGACAGCAUACAUGUCUAUCGAGGGCGCCCCCGUCAAGGAAUUGAUGAAAGACAUGAUGGACAUGAGCCGAGGCGUUCAACAUCCUAUCAGGGGACUGUUUCUGCGAUACUACUUGUCUGGCCAAGCUCGAGAUUUUCUGCCUACGGGUGAGGGGGAUGGGCCGGAAGGGAACUUGCAAGACUCGAUCAAUUUCAUCUUGACCAAUUUCGUGGAGAUGAAUAAGCUUUGGGUACGGUUGCAACACCAAGGGCAUUCUAGGGAACGAGAACAGCGAACACAGGAACGCAAGGAGCUGCAGCUUUUGGUUGGAAGCAACAUUGUACGGUUGAGCCAAUUGGUUGACUUGCAAGCUUAUAAGCAAGGAAUUCUUGCUCCACUGCUGGAGCAAGUCGUUCAGUGCAGAGAUGUCCUCGCUCAGGAGUACCUUCUGGAAGUCAUCAUUCAGGUCUUCCCCGACGAAUUCCACCUACACACACUUGAUCAAUUCCUCGGGGCUGUGUCAAGACUGAACCCUCAUGUUAAUGUCAAAGCCAUUGUCAUUGGUCUCAUGGACAGACUUUCCGAUUACGCCGAGAGGGAAGCACAGAACGAGUCCGACGAAGACAGAGGCAAGGUUGAAGAAGAGGCAUUAGCAGCGCUUUUGGAGAAGACAAAGCUUGGAAAAGAACAACCCGAGCCGCCAGUCGCGACUGACGAGCCAUCGGCUACCUCGGAAACCAAUGGAGAACAAGCUGAAGGUGGAGAAGGUGAUUCUGCGUCAACGACAGAGACCUUGACAAAAGAAUCCGAAGCAACACCGUCAAUAGCGGAAACUGAGACCACUGCUGUCAAUGGAGCAGAGGAGACUGAAGCUCCCGCGAAGCACCGUGGAAUCCCUGAAAAUGUCAGACUGUACGAGAUUUUCUUUGGACAAGUCAAGAAUCUGGUUCAAGCUCAGCAUCUGCCCAUCCAAGACACCAUCGCGCUUUUGGUGUCACUCAGUAACCUGGCGUUGAACAUUUAUCCCGAAAGACUUGACUUCGUUGACCAGAUUUUGGAUUUCGCGAAUGUUAAGACAUACCCUACACGACGUGCAGUUGCGGGCGAAGUUGCGCGGACACUCCUCCGCAGUCAAACUCCAAUUACGACCACAGAACAGUUGGAGAACGUGCUUGAGGUCUUAAAGGUCCUCAUCAAAGAGGGCUCUCAGCCACCGGCUGGCUACCCGGGCGUUGUCCAGCCGCGGGCACGCGCUUUGGAGACUGACGAGACUAUGGAGGAGCAGGGUUGGCUAGCACGACUUGUUCAUUUGCUCCAAUCGGAGAACAAUGACACUCAGUUCAAGCUGUUACAGAUGACUCGCAAGGCUUAUGCAGAGGGUAACGAGCGCAUUCGUACAACGACCCCGCCUCUCAUCACCGUUGGGAUGAAGCUGGCCCGUCGCUUCAAGGCUCGCGAGCAUUAUGAUGAUAAUUGGUCGACCCAGUCUUCUGCCCUAUAUAAGUUCCUGCAUUCCGCUUUGAGUACUCUCUAUACUCGUGUCAAUGGCGCAGGGGCAGCCGAGCUUGCUCUAAGACUGUUCUGUGCUUGCGGCCAGACCGCGGACAUGACUGGAUUCGAGGAAGUCGCCUACGAGUUCUUCGCACAAGCAUUUACCGUGUAUGAGGAGGCUGUUUCAGACUCCAAGGCACAGUUCCAAGCCGUUUGCGUCAUUUCAACAGCCUUACAUCAAUCGAGAAACUUCAGCAAAGAGAACUAUGACACUCUCAUCACAAAGUGUGCACAACAUGCUAGCAAGCUGCUACGAAAGCCCGAUCAGUGCCGUGCAGUGUACCUAGCAAGUCAUCUUUGGUGGGCAACGCCAAAUGCCGCUAAUGGCGAGGAGGACGAGACCAAUCUCUAUCGGGAUGGCAAGCGAGUACUUGAAUGCCUCCAGCGUGCUCUUAGGGUGGCCGAUUCGUGCAUGGAGACCGCAACUUCCAUCGAGCUGUUUGUCGAGAUCCUAGACCGAUACGUCUACUACUUUGACCAAAAGAACGAAUCUGUGACCACAAAGUACCUCAAUGGUCUCAUCGAGCUGAUUCAUUCAAACUUGGCUGGCAACCAGCAAGACUCCGCGUCUAUCGAGCACAGCAAGAAGCACUUCCUGCAUACACUGGAGAUGAUCAAGAGUAAAGAGUACGAAGGGAUUGUUUUGACUCCGAAGUAA